AUGGCUUUGAUAGGAAACACUAACGACAAAAAUCAAGUCGCUUCACUUAUCCAUAGAGCACCAUCAGCAGAUAUCCCAUUUCAAACGGUCCAAGUCUCAAAGCUGAGCAACCCCGCGUCACUUAUUGAGUAUAACACAAUGCGAUUUUUAAUCUUCGACUCUCCGACGGACGACAAUGUCGACAACUACAUAUUGGAGUUGAAGCGAUACAACGUGACUGAUGUUGUUCGGUGCUGCCACCCGUCUUAUGACAAAAAGAAACUCACGAACAACAAAAUUGCGAUUCACGAGUUGGUGUAUCAAGACGAGGGAUGCCCCUCGUCUCGGAUCAUCUCGGACUUCAUGCGAAUAGUGCGGACGAUAUUUCCGAAUGAAAUGAACCCGAAUAACGUGACUUUAGGAGUUCAUUGCCUCUCGGGGAUAGGAAGAGCGCCGACACUUAUAGCUAUAGCUCUUAUAGAGCUUGGGAUGGACAAUUCCGAUGCAAUCAAAUUUAUUCGAAAGAAGCGGAGUGGAGCAAUCAAUGUGCUUCAGUCGAGAUUUAUUCAGUCAUACGUUCCAAACCAAAAACGAAUAUGUGUAGUUGUCUGA
Entamoeba invadens IP1 is the source of this 591-nucleotide messenger RNA. RefSeq names its product protein tyrosine phosphatase type IVA protein, putative. Gene Ontology annotation, cellular component: nucleus. The record is from RefSeq and is a predicted model, not a curated record. Gene Ontology annotation, biological process: protein dephosphorylation. The coding region runs from base 1 to 591 and encodes 196 amino acids. The transcript is spliced from 2 exons. NCBI's taxonomy places the organism in Eukaryota, Evosea, Mastigamoebida, Endamoebidae. Gene Ontology annotation, molecular function: protein tyrosine phosphatase activity.